Rotaria sp. Silwood2 is the source of this 375-nucleotide messenger RNA. NCBI's taxonomy places the organism in Eukaryota, Metazoa, Rotifera, Eurotatoria, Philodinida, Philodinidae. The record is from the annotation of a GenBank genome assembly.
AUGAUGAAUACAUGUGAGUUUUACUAUAUUAGCCGACGAGAUAAUUUACCAAUACAAGCCAAAGGUGUCGAAAAAUCAUGGCCUGAACUUCAGCAAGAGUUUGGCCGCAGUGGACCAGGUUAUCCGGGUGCAACAUACUAUAAAACAAUCAGCUCUCAAGGGCCUCAAUUGUUUGCUGUUGUUAAUAAAAAAUGGGUUUUAUAUCAUGAUGAAGAUAAAUGGCAUCGAUAUAUUACAGCAUGUGAUUUAAAAUUUGAAACAAUACAAUACAAUAGAUUGGAUUCUAACCAAGUGAUUGACAAACAAGAAGAUGAAUCAUGGGUUAUAGUGCCAGAGAAAGAUUAUGAUACUGAAUUAGCUGAUUAUAAUAUGUAA